GCUGCACUACUCUCUAAGCCAUGAGAGCAAAAUCGGAGGUCUUCGCACAGGUUCUGGGCUUCUUUGGCCUUUUUGGGACCAUAGCUGUCACUGCCCUGCCCAUGUGGAGGGUCUCCGCCUUCAUUGGUGCCAACCUCAUUGUGAUGGAGGAACUCUGGGAGGGCUUGUGGAUGAACUGCUACAGAGAAGCCAAUUUCAGGAUGCAGUGCAAGGUGUAUGACUCACUGCUUAUUCUCCCGCCAGAGCUGCAGGCAGCCAGGGGGCUCAUGUGUGUGUCCAUAGUCCUGGUUGUCAUUUCCCUCUCCGUCACAGGAUGCGGGACCAAAAAGAGCCGCUGCUGUGACGACAAUAUAAAGAGCAAGAACGUCACCCUGGCCAUAGGAGGCGGUUUGUUUCUGCUGUCCUUCUUGACCACGCUCAUCCCUGUCAGCUGGGUGGGCCAAACUGUCAUCAGCAACUUCUACAACCCAACGGUGAUGGAUUUUCAGAAGCGGGAGCUGGGGACGGCCCUCUUCAUUGGCUGGGCCACUUCGGGUGUACUGCUGAUCUCUGGGGUCAUUCUUCUGAUCAGCUAUAGCAAACGUAGAUCAAAGGAGGAAGAGCCUUACGCUGACGCGUAUCUCACGGAGGGGACGGAUGCACUGAAAGAGGGGAGCGUGUACCUAGAGAGGACGCCAUCCAGCUUUUAUAAGCAUCACCAAUAUUUGUAAAGAACUGAACUGUAUUGCAUUGAAAUUAUGUCUCUGAUAUUUUUGUUAUUAACUGUCACUUAACAGCUUAAGUGAUUCUUUUGAUCAUUUUUAUUUGGUGGUAAUUCAUGUCAAGUAGUCGCAUCUGGAUAA
Pungitius pungitius (ninespine stickleback) is the source of this 842-nucleotide messenger RNA. Its product is annotated as claudin-17-like. The record is from RefSeq and is a predicted model, not a curated record. Gene Ontology annotation, cellular component: bicellular tight junction; plasma membrane. Bases 21 to 710 code for a protein of 229 amino acids. Lineage: Eukaryota; Metazoa; Chordata; Actinopteri; Perciformes; Gasterosteidae. Gene Ontology annotation, biological process: cell adhesion; bicellular tight junction assembly. The transcript has a single exon. Gene Ontology annotation, molecular function: structural molecule activity.